AUGGAGGGGGAGCUCGGCCUGCUCGGGCACCACUCGCCGGCGGGGUCGUCCUGCGUCUCCUCCGAGGUCUUCGGGUCGCCGUUUCCUGCGUCGCCGCGGGAGAAGCUGCUCGACUCUUCCCCCUCGUCGUGCGUCUCCGACGGCCGCAGCAAGGGAGGCCGACCCAGCUCGCCCACACGGAGGUCAUCAUCACCGACGGGGAAGGCGCUCGACUCGCCCGCGUCCUGCGUCUCCGACGGCCGCUACGUCUCGCCGCUGCGCGUGUCAGCGGAGCAGGCGCGCGAGGCGCGCGAGGCGGAGAUGCUCCUGCGCGCGAUCGCCGAGCGCUACGACGACUGCUUCCUGCGCCUGCGCGACGCCACGGCCGAGGUGGCUGAGCUCCGCCUCGAGCGCCUCCAUCUCCGAGCGGAGAACGUGCAGCUCUCGCUCCUCCUCGAGGAGCUCGAGGCCAAUCAGGGGAAUCUGGCGUACGCGGCGGCGCCGCCGCAGGGCGAGGCAGAGGCGCAGCGCCUCCGUGUUCGUCCACCUCCACCGAUUGAGGAGGCAGCGGAGGACGAGGCGCAGGGUGAUGGGGAAGUGGAGGUGGAGGCGUACAGGCAGGGCACGCACAAGACGGAGCUGUGCAACAAGUGGGAGCAAGGCGCCUGUCCCUACGCCGACCGGUGCCGGUUCGCGCACGGCCUGCACGAGAUGCGCCCCGUCAUCCGCCACCCGCGCUACAAGACCCAACCCUGCCAGAUGUUCGUCGCCGCCUCCGGCUGCCCCUACGGCCACCGCUGCCACUUCCGCCACUCCCCAGCGCCCGCCAUGGAGUCCUACUAG
Messenger RNA from Lolium rigidum, 822 nucleotides. RefSeq names its product putative zinc finger CCCH domain-containing protein 21. Lineage: Eukaryota; Viridiplantae; Streptophyta; Magnoliopsida; Poales; Poaceae. The record is from RefSeq and is a predicted model, not a curated record. The transcript has 3 exons. The coding region runs from base 1 to 822 and encodes 273 amino acids. Gene Ontology annotation, molecular function: mRNA binding; metal ion binding.